GGAACAGUGGGAGCGUUUUUCAGACAUGGAGCUCACCAUGGACAACCUGCACAGCGUCUCCACGCACUCCCAAGCGGGAGACCUCAUGAGCUCCCCGCACGCGCGGCCGACGCCGUCCCCUAGCUCCACUCCGCGGAAUCUGGUCUCGCACGCGCCCGUCGCGCGGUCAGCCAUGGUCUCCGGCAUGGCCUCGCUCCUGGAGGGCUCCGGCGGGGACUACAGGACGGACUCGUCCGCGCUGUCCGGACACCUCCACCCGUCCAUCAGCAUGUGCGAGACCGGGAUGAGCCUGAACAACACGUACACCACCCUGACCCCGCUGCAGCACCUACCUCCCAUAUCCACGGUGUCGGAGAAGUUUCACCACCCGCACUCUCACCACCACGCGGCCGCACAUCAGCGCCUCUCGGCCGGAAACGUCAGCGGCAGCUUCACGCUGAUGCGGGACGACCCGCGUGGGCUCGCCUCCAUGAGCAACCUGUACAGUCACUAUCCCAAAGAGAUGUCCGUCUCCGGUAUGGGCCACGGCUCGCUGUCGCCGCUGUCCAGCGGACUGGGCUCCUUGCACAGCUCCCAGCAGCCGCUUUCAGCAUACGGACCGAGCGCGCACCUCUCCACCGACGCCAAGAUGCUCUCUCCGGUGUCCGGGUUUGAAUCCCACGCGUCCAUGUUAUCCCGAAGUGACCAAGAGCAUCUGGCGAGGAGUUUAGGGGGUCACGGCCACGGCAUGAUCUCCAAUCUCAACGGCAUGCACCACCACCCGCACAGUCACCUCCACUCCCAGGCCAACGGGGCGGUGAUGCUCGGGGACCGAGAGAGGCACGUACACGGAGCCGGCCAGGGAGUAGCAGGGUCAGGCAUCCAGGCAGAGGAAAUCAACACAAAGGAAGUGGCUCAGAGGAUAACGGCCGAGUUAAAACGCUACUCCAUCCCGCAGGCCAUAUUCGCCCAGAGGAUCUUGAGCCGGUCACAGGGAACCCUGUCGGACCUUCUGCGGAACCCUAAACCCUGGAGUAAGCUGAAGUCAGGCCGGGAGACCUUCAGGAGGAUGUGGAAAUGGCUGCAGGAGCCCGAGUUUCAGCGGAUGUCGGCUCUCCGAUUGGCCGCAUGUAAACGCAAGGAGGAGGACCGAGGUCAAGAGCGCAACCAGGUGCCAAAGAAACAGCGACUGGUUUUCACCGACCUGCAGCGCCGCACCCUGGUAGCCAUCUUCAGAGAAAACCGCCGGCCCUCAAAAGAGAUGCAGCUCACCAUCUCCCAGCAGCUGGGCCUGGAGCUCUCCACCGUCUCCAACUUCUUCAUGAACUCACGCCGUCGUUGUCCGGACCGUUGGGACACCACUGACGAGCACAGCCACGGGGUACAAGGCCACGGCCACAUGCACAUGCCUCACGGAAACAGCAACAACAAUGCCAACGCCUCACCGAUUCAACCUGGUACCUCCUCCGCAGCCACUUUCUCUAAGGCCUGAGGGUAUCCGGUGCGCUCAUUCCAAAUCGUACACCACCAAUCUUUUUUACUAUCUGCUCAGAGUGCUGGAUGUGCAGGUGAAUCAGAUAUAAACAUGCCUUUUUCUUUUCAUCAGAAUGUUUAAGGUCUCACUUCAAAAAGUAGCUCCUGUAUACCAAAGAACAAGAAGCUUUAUGGGCGUCGACCAUAAUCAACCAAACACGACUUGGAGCAAAUCCAAUAGAAAACCAAAGAAAAUCCAUUUAGAGUAACGUAAGAAACAGACUGAACUUCAGCCUUAGAAGUGGAAUUGUAUUUGCUUUAGGGAUUUGCCUGCUGUCAGGAAGUUUACACCAAAGAAUCACCCAGAACAAGGAACCAAUAGUUUUACGACAGGACAAAACUAAAUAAACCAGAAAUCAUCUUUAUCACUGCAUGCGUGUGCAUGUGUGUAUUGUCCACAUGCACCAGAGGUGUAAAUCCUCUACAGCAUUCAGUCUCUCCACUAAGAGCAACAGUGACACCUGCUGGCCAUUUAAGCCGCAUAUGAACAUGUCCUGACAUGUUUGUGCAGUUACGCAUCAUAUCACAGCGUGCAGCGUAGAUUUUAACUUAGCGUUCAAAUACAUGCAAACAAAACCGUGAACACCAAAUGGACUGAAUGGAAAGACAUAAAAAGUUCAUCCGCAGACCCUUUGAUAUGUAUCUGAAUGUUCAUUUCUAAGACUUCUUUGUACGGCUGCAUGUCUGUAGCUAAACAAGAGGUUAUUUUCAGGUUACAUAAGGAGAACAAUCAAGGGAUGAUGCUCCCCACGUUAGCGAGCGUCAUCCCAGAGCGAUGGAGCGGGAUCCGCUCUGUUCUAGUGGCCAAACACAGAGGUCAAAUGUCACAAUAUAGGAUCCUGAGUGCCAAUGAUGUUUGCCUCUUUAUGAUAAUCAGAGAACAGACGCGACUCGCUCCUUUGCCGUACGUCCCGCCGUGUCCGGCCCGUGUUGGUAACGAUAUUCACACUGCGAACACUACGGGCACGUUGCCUAUUCCAUACCUCAGAAAACAUGUUGAUGUGAUCAAUACGUACUAAAAGACAAUGUAAAUGUAAAUAAUCUUUAAUUUCGCCUCACUAUCUGUCUGUGUUGUCCCUAUCUAUCUUAUUUACUCGGUAUUUAUCAAUUCUCUCUUUAACCUCUUUUGUGUCCUUUAUUUCUCCUUUCUUGAUAACACACUGAUGCGGGUAAAAAUAUAGUACCAUAGACACACGGUUUCUCUCUCAUGACUAUUGUGCUAUGUUGUGCUGAAACCAUAUGUAAAGAAGCACCUUGUUGACAAAAUGUAAAAAAAAUUAAAAGGCUAAACAAAAAGAAGAAGAAGAAGAAGAAGAAU
Messenger RNA from Thalassophryne amazonica, 2830 nucleotides. It is a transcript of the gene onecut3b, whose product is annotated as one cut homeobox 3b. Gene Ontology annotation, biological process: regulation of transcription by RNA polymerase II. The record is from RefSeq and is a predicted model, not a curated record. The transcript has 2 exons. The coding region runs from base 26 to 1471 and encodes 481 amino acids. Gene Ontology annotation, cellular component: nucleus. Lineage: Eukaryota; Metazoa; Chordata; Actinopteri; Batrachoidiformes; Batrachoididae. Gene Ontology annotation, molecular function: DNA-binding transcription factor activity, RNA polymerase II-specific; RNA polymerase II cis-regulatory region sequence-specific DNA binding.